CAAAGCAAGUAGUUUUUGUUUUAUUUAUCUCUAGUCAGACGCACCAAAACCGGCAAAGAAUUCAAUCUUGUUGCAGCACUUAAAGAACGGGGAAUUUUUCUUAUACUGGACGAUUAUAUUUGUCGUUUACAACUGACACAACAAAGAAAAUUCAUUUUCUCACAUCAAACCAAUAACAGCCUGAUCAAUACAUGGGUAAAGUCUUUUCUUUCUUGAAAUUUGGCUGGCGGUCAGGUUCAGUGAGUCAGCACUUGAAAAAAGGGAAUCGUUGUAUAAAUAAUGGCGAUUAUGAACCAGCAAUUGAACACUAUAUACAAUGUUUGAGACCUCCAAGCAAGAAUAGCUUCAAAAUGAUGGCUUAUUUUGGUGCUGGCAACGCUUGUGUCCUCUCUGAUAAAUGGGAGGAUGGAUUGAACUGUUUUGAUGAAUGCUUAAAGAUUUCUUCAAAAGUGAAACGUAAAUUUUGUCAACAUCAAGUUUAUCUUGGCCUAGGAAAUAUCGAUUCUACCACUGAAAGAUUUGUGGACGACCUGAAGAAAAAUAAAAUGGUCUGUCUUUGCCAUAUUGCAUUGGGAGGAUUGAACAAGCGGCUUGGAAAUUAUGAGAAAUCUUUGGAGCAUUAUAGAAAAGGAUUCUUUCUUAUUGAUUGUCAACACCAAGAAAAUCAACAGGAACUAGAAAAAGAACCAAAGAAAGUUGAUGGUAUUAACAUUAGUAAAGAUUUCAUCGACCACAACAUGAAGAACUUGUCAGUUAUUACUUCAACUAAAAUCAUGAAUGGAGUGUUAGUUGUUUAUCGGGAAUUAGCAGAAUUGUUUGAAAAACUUAAUAGAUGGGACGAGGCGACUUGUAUUUACAAAAUAUAUAUGGAGGUGGCCACUGAAGAUGAUGAUGUACAAGAACAAAGGAAUGCUAUGGUGUGUUUAAUACGAAUAUACGGAAAAGAUGGGCGUGAUAACUUGAGGGAGUCAGUACAAUUGAAAUUACAAGAACUAGAUAAUAAAAAAAAUAAUGCAGAAUUGCAGUUGUUGGAGUGGAAAUGCGUUGAUGAAUCAACUAAACAUAAUCAAUUGUUUCUAAAAAUGAUUAAUUAUGGACAAGAUCCCAAAGUCAAGGUUGAAUAUAUAAGCGAUGUGCGUGUAAUUUUCUCCGGAGAAUUUUGCAUCGGCAAAGGAAGUGAUGGAACUCGUGUUUAUCUUGGACUGGGAAAAGAUGGCUAUGGAAAAGCAGUGAAACGAAUACCUCGUGAUAUCUGCAUUAGGCUUACACAACAAGAAAAGAAAAUUUUCAAAGAAUUCAUCGAAAAAAAAUCGAAUGAUGUUGUGAAUUAUUUUUACUUAGAAGAAGACAUUACAUCAGAAUAUGUUUAUUUAAUACUCGACCUGUGUGAAGAAUCGCUGGAGGAUUUUGUGCAAUCGGAAUCAAAUAGUUUGGCUUAUCUUAAAAAAUCGCUUCCCAAAAUUCUCAGACAAAUUUUAAAAGGUUUAGCUCAUCUUCACAGCGAGCCACAUCCUGUUCUUCAUCGAGAUUUAAAGCCUUCCAAUGUUCUCCGAGAUGCUCAAGGCAAAUUUCUGAUAGCUGACUUUGGUAUCAGUCGAAUACUGAAAAGUGAAUAUAAUACAUUUAAACACGGCCUUAUUUGGGGAUCUGAUUAUUGGGUUACUCCCGAAUCGUAUUGUCCGGAUGAUGGGUCGAUUAAAAAGUCAAAUUACAAAAAAGAGUCUGAUGUAAUGAACGCAGGAAUGGUUGCUUUUUAUGUUGCAACAAAAGGGAAACAUCCUUUUGGAGAUCGAACGACAAGACUGCAAAACUUGUCAAAUGGAAACCCUGUUGAAUUGAAAAACAUAGUAGAUGUCGAACUUAAAGAUAUUCUUUCGUGGAUGCAACAAUUGAAACCAGAACUCAGACCAUCUGCCAACGAGGCGUUAAAACACCCUUAUCUACAAUCCGAUGAAUGUAAGUUUGACUUGAUGUGUGAUGCGGGAAGCCAACCCGAGAUAGAGAUACCAUAUUUAGGUCAUCCUCUCAACUCAAAUGUCCAUGAGCAGUUAAAUGGGCUAAAAAAUUGGAAGGAUCGUAUUGAUCCUGAAGUCUUUAGUAAUUUCAAUGUGGGACAUUACGAUGCUACAUGGUUGGGUUGCUUGAAAUUUAUACAAAAUGUUCACCAGCAUUGGAAUGAUGUACCUCGUCCAAAACGGCUUCAAAGUGAUGGUAAUUAUAAAACGUUUUUCCUGCAAGUUUUUCCAGAGCUUCCUCUUUUGGUGAACAGAAUUAUAAGAUUAAAUGAAUGGAAGUCAAAACCAGAUCUCGAAGAACACUUUUCAAAAUUGCAGUUGCAAGAAUGGAAAUACAUUGGUGAAUCAACAAAACAUGAAAAAUUGUUCUUACAAAUGAUUGAGUACAGGCACAAUCCCGUUGUUAAAGUCAAAUAUUUGAAUGAUGUACGCGUAAUUUUCUCAGAGGAAUUUUGCAUUGGCAAAGGAAGUAAUGGAACCCGUGUUUUUCUUGGACUGGGAAAGGAUGGUUACGGUAAAGCGGUGAAACGACUACUUCGUGAUGAAUGUAUCAAACUAGCACAACAAGAAAAGGACAUUUUUAAUGAAAUCAAAGCAAAAAAGUCGAAGUAUGUUGUGAGUUAUUCCUACUUAAUAGAAGACACGGGAACAGAGUAUGUCUAUUUAGUACUAGACCUAUGUGAAGAAUCGCUGAAGGAUUUUGUGCUUUCCGAAUUAAAUAGUUUGGCUUAUCUUCAAAAAUUGCUUCCCAAAAUUCUUAGACAAAUUUUAAGAGGAUUAGCUGAUCUUCACAGAGAUCCGCGUACAAUUCUUCAUCGGAAUUUGAAGCCUUCUAAUGUUCUUCGAAACGCUGAAGGAACAUUUCUGAUAACUGACUUUGGUAUUAGUCGCAUUUUGAAAAGUGAUUACGCGACAUUAAAAAGCAAUGCUAACAGGGGAACUCAGUAUUGGAUUGCUCCUGAAUCAUAUAGUGCUGGUGAAGAUUCAUUUGAUAAAACACGUUACAAAAAAGAGUCGGAUGUAAUGAACGCAGGAAUGGUGGCUUAUUAUGUUGCAACGAAAGGAAAGCAUCCUUUUGGAUCUUUAAAGAAUAGACUUCCAAACUUGUUGAAUGGAAAUCCUGUCGGAUUGAACGAAAUCAAGGAUGCUUCACUCAAAGAUCUUCUGUCGCGGAUGCUACAACAAAAACCGGAAGACAGACCAUCUGCUGACGAGGCGUUAAAACACCCUUAUCUACAGUCUGAUAAUGAAAAAUUUGGCACAAAAUAAAUGAGCAGUCAAAUUUAAAUACACCAUAUUUUAUACACUCAAAUAUAUGAGAAAACAAGUAAAAAAUAGAAACAACUUGCAUACUUUUUAAUGUAAUACGUUUAUGGACAGAUCCAUUGUUGUUGUUUUUUAUUUCAACGAUGUCAGGUAGUUCUUUGUGCGUUGGUCAAUAUCCAAUACCAACGAUUUAUAUAAAGUAUUGAUUCUAACAGAAAAUAUUUUUAGAUGUUUAUAUUAAGCCUGCACUGUCAAUUGUACUCAUACACUUGUGAAUAAAAAUAAGUUUGAACUUUUAAAAAAUGUAAAAAAAACGUAGUUAUUCUGACAUAUGUUUUCACAUAUCAUUUGCUUUUGCAAUUCUAACAAAUAGUGUUAUUCUGUA
Molecule: messenger RNA, 3666 nt
Organism: Xenia sp. Carnegie-2017
Lineage: Eukaryota; Metazoa; Cnidaria; Anthozoa; Malacalcyonacea; Xeniidae
Exons: 6
Coding region: 192-3284 (1030 amino acids)
Biological process (GO): mRNA processing; protein phosphorylation; IRE1-mediated unfolded protein response
Cellular component (GO): IRE1-TRAF2-ASK1 complex
Molecular function (GO): ATP binding; RNA endonuclease activity; protein serine/threonine kinase activity
Source: RefSeq, a predicted model, not a curated record